AUGAGAAGCGACUCAGACUCCAAGAGACACAGAGACACAGAAACACAGAAACACAGCAGUGGAAGUACAACAGCAGGGAUGUCAAACAUGCGGCCCGUGGGCCAGAACCCGGCCCGCCGAGCCGCUGAAGGCCAGGUGCUGACGUCAGCUCAUCUGAUCUACAUGGGCAGUCAGGUGGCGGAGGGCAUGGCCUACCUGGAGGACAGAAACAUCGUCCACAGAGACCUGGCAGCCAGAAACAUCCUGGUGGGAGACGAUCUGGUCUGCAAGGUGGCCGACUUCGGACUGGCUCGCAUUAUUAAGGACAGCGUAUACACAGCCAGUCGGAGCACAAAGAUCCCGGUUCGAUGGACGGCUCCCGAGGCGGCCAUCUAUCAACGGUUUUCAGUCAAAUCAGACGUCUGGUCGUUCGGCGUGCUGCUCUACGAGAUGAUGUCACGGGGCAAAAUGCCUUACGAAGGAAAAAGCAAUAAGGAAGUGUUGGACCUGCUGUCGUCGGGGUUUCGGCUGCCGUGUCCGACUCGCUGCCCCACCAACAUUUACCGCAUCAUGAUGGACUGCUGGGCCGCCGAGCCCUCCAAGAGACCCUCGUUCCACGCUCUGCACAGCCAGCUGGACACCAUAUACGCCAGGAUAUAUUUCAAGACCAUAGAGGUGUAG
Molecule: messenger RNA, 660 nt
Organism: Scomber japonicus (chub mackerel)
Lineage: Eukaryota; Metazoa; Chordata; Actinopteri; Scombriformes; Scombridae
Gene: srms
Product: src-related kinase lacking C-terminal regulatory tyrosine and N-terminal myristylation sites
Exons: 5
Coding region: 1-660 (219 amino acids)
Biological process (GO): multicellular organism development; protein phosphorylation; positive regulation of kinase activity
Cellular component (GO): signaling receptor complex
Molecular function (GO): ATP binding; transmembrane receptor protein tyrosine kinase activity
Source: RefSeq, a predicted model, not a curated record